Cucurbita pepo subsp. pepo (vegetable marrow) is the source of this 804-nucleotide messenger RNA. Its product is annotated as squamosa promoter-binding protein 1. Gene Ontology annotation, cellular component: nucleus. NCBI's taxonomy places the organism in Eukaryota, Viridiplantae, Streptophyta, Magnoliopsida, Cucurbitales, Cucurbitaceae. Gene Ontology annotation, molecular function: DNA binding. The record is from RefSeq and is a predicted model, not a curated record.
CCUCAGCUCUAGUAGUGUACUAUUACUACUCUUAUUGUCCUUCACUUCUUUUCUUUCCUCUGAAGCAACCAAUUUCUUGAUUCUUCUUCCUUUCCUUUUCUCUUCCUCUUCAUUAGUCUCCGUUUUGGGUCUUCUGAAAUGGCCACCGGAAAAGCCGACGGAAAAAGGAGGCUGAGCUACUACGACAUGGAGGAAGAAGAGGAGGAGGAAGAGGAGGUGGAGGUUGUUGAUGGAGAAUUAGGGUUUGGUGGGGAUUUCAAUAAGAAGAAGAAGACUCUGUGUUCUGGUGGUGGUUCUAAUAAAAAAUCAGGAUCUGGGUGUGGUGGAGAGGCUACGGCGGCGCCGUCGUGCCAGGCGGAUAAUUGCAAUGCCGAUCUGUCUAGUUCGAAGCGGUACCACUGCCGCCAUAAGGUGUGUGAGUUUCAUGCCAAGGCUCUGGCGGUUAUGGUGGCCGGAAUCCACCAACGGUUCUGCCAACAAUGCAGCAGAUUUCAUGGUCUUCAAGAGUUCGAUGAAACAAAAAGGAGUUGCCGGAAGCGGUUGGCCGGACACAACCAGCGGCGGCGGAAGAGCUCAUCGGAUGUCCAUGGCGGAACUUCAACCUAGCAAUAUGCAGAAUGAUGAAAGAAGGGGCAUUUUGUUUUUAAUUUUGUUGGUCAGUGCUUCCAUUGUUACCAGAUUUGCUUGCUCUCUCUCUUCUGUCAAUCCAGCCAGCCUUUUGCUUAUGCUCUGUUCUACAGACCAAUUAGUUCAUCUUUUGUAUUAAUCCCUUUGCAAUGUGAAGUAAGAUUAUGGAGCAUAUCA